Molecule: messenger RNA, 2150 nt
Organism: Salvia miltiorrhiza (redroot sage)
Lineage: Eukaryota; Viridiplantae; Streptophyta; Magnoliopsida; Lamiales; Lamiaceae
Product: LEAF RUST 10 DISEASE-RESISTANCE LOCUS RECEPTOR-LIKE PROTEIN KINASE-like 1.2
Exons: 4
Coding region: 137-2011 (624 amino acids)
Biological process (GO): protein phosphorylation
Molecular function (GO): polysaccharide binding; ATP binding; protein kinase activity
Source: RefSeq, a predicted model, not a curated record
UAUCAGAGAGCUUGUCCUUGUUAACACAAGCAACACCAAAUUAAAUCCCUCUUACUAAUUGAAUCAAGACCAUUUAUUAUUACUCUCCAUUUCUUCAUAAUAGGAAUAUUAUUUAACUCCUUCAAAUCUCGACAUUAUGCAUACUUUGUCGACAUAUCUCAACAUAUACACACUCUGGUUUAUACUCGUAUCGAGGAGUUCUUCGGAAGCCGCAGACUACCGGUACGAGGCAUGCACACCGGUAAACUGCGGCAAGGGCCCGAACAUAAGCUUCCCUUUCUACAUCAAAGGCCUGCAAAACUCCUACUGCGGCUUCCCCGGAUUCGUGCUCAACUGCACCAAUGGAUUCCCAGUUCUUCAUCUCCCAGAAACCGAAUACAUAGUGAAGGAAAUCUCCUACGAGACACGAUCCCUCCGCGUCUACGACGCCGCGGUGGUGGAUUCCGACGGCGGCGGCUGCGUUCCGCGCAUCAGAAACGCGUCGAUUCCGACAGCUCAGUUCGAUUUCGCCGAGAAUGUGACGAAGCUCCGCUUCUUCACCAACUGCAGCGAUUCGAUGUUUAGGGUUGGGAAUGGCGCGGACGUCGCCGGUUGUGGCGGCCGGAUUCUGGCGCUGUAUGAAGGAGAUGGAGAUGGAGAUUCCGUCGCGGCCGCGCUGAGAAACUGCGAGGAGAAUUCGGUGGCGGCGGUGGAAGGCGAUGGGGAAGAAGGUGAGGAGAUGGUGGAGGUUUUGAGGAGAGGGUUUGUGAUGAAAUGGAGAGCUAGUGAUUGCGGCACGUGCGAGAGCAGCGGCGGCCGCUGCGGCUUCAACGACACCACUUACUUGUUUAGGUGCUUCUGCCCCAACCGCCCUCACUACCGGUCGUGCAGACGGGAAAAAGAUGGGUCGACCUUGAUACGAGCAGCAGCUAUAUUCGGCGGCGCAGUGUGCCUAAUCGUAUGCGCAUUAAUCACCUUCCUAAUCUGGCAAUGCAAGAAAAGGUCCGAAGCCGCCACAAAAUCCGACGCCGCCGAAUCUAGAACCUUCUACUUCGGCACCAUGUUGUUCACCUACGAAGAACUAAUGGAGGCCACAAAUUCCUUCGAUCCGUCAAAGGAGGUCGGAGACGGAGGCUACGGAACCGUAUAUCACGGCAAACUGAAGGACGGUAGAGAAGUGGCCGUGAAGCGGCUGCACGAGCACAACUGCAGAAGAAUGGAGCAGUUCAUGAACGAGAUCAAGAUCCUCACUUCCCUCCGCCACAACCACCUCGUCUCCUUGUACGGCUGCUCCUCCGCCUCCACCAAGGACCUCCUCCUCGUCUACGAAUACAUCCCCAACGGCACCCUCUCCGACCACCUCCACGCCGCCACCCCGCUGCCGUGGCCCCACCGCAUCAGGAUCGCCCUCGAGACCGCCGCCGCCCUGGCCUACCUCCACAAAUCCGACAUCAUCCACCGCGACGUCAAGACCAGCAACAUCCUCCUCGACGCCAAUUUCUCCGUCAAGCUGGCCGACUUCGGGCUCUCGAGGCUGGACGCCGGCGCCGCCCACGUCUCCACGGCGCCCCAGGGGACGCCCGGCUACGUGGACCCCAGCUACCACCGGAGCUACCGCCUGAGCAGCAAGAGCGACGUGUACAGCUUUGGUGUCGUUCUUGUGGAGCUGGUCUCGUCGCGGCCUGCCGUCGACGUCAGCAGGCCGAGCGACGAGAUCAAUCUGGCCAGCCUCGCCGUGACCCGGAUCGAGAGGGGCGCGGUGGAGGAGCUGGUUGAUGAGUCCCUUGGAUUUGGGAUGGAUGCGGGGAUUGCGAGGAUGAUUACUGCGGUGGCGCGGCUGGCGUUGAGGUGCCUGCAGGCGGAGAAGGAGGCCAGGCCCUCCAUGGAUGAGGUUUUGAGUUGCUUGAAUGAGAUUCGGCAAGGCGAUGCUGUGGUGGUGGAGAAGAAGAAGACAGAUUUUGAGUUUGAGUCAUCACCUAAUGCAGUGACUGAUUUGUGGAUUACUGAUUCUACUACGACAACUUCUUUGUAGCUAGUACGUAUAUAUGUGGGAAUGUAGUCAUUGAUUUUGUCUUCAUCUAUUUUGUGUUCGUUUUUUAUAAUUGGAAUGCAAAACUAAGUGAAUAGAUCGAGUUUAUUUCUUGAGGCAAAAUCAUAUAUACUCGGUUUUU